Molecule: messenger RNA, 3198 nt
Organism: Diversispora eburnea
Lineage: Eukaryota; Fungi; Glomeromycota; Glomeromycetes; Diversisporales; Diversisporaceae
Source: the annotation of a GenBank genome assembly
AUGAAUCGUUUUACGCGAGUUAAUUUAACUUCGUCGUUAAGACCUGUGUUAGCAGGUAAUGAAACUGUCAUUGCCACACAAGACAACGUCGGACUUUAUGACGGUAAUGAAAAGACAAGUGAUUAUACAAAUGGCAUAGUAUACUUGACUUCUCAUCGGAUUGUUUACGUUGAUGAAAAGAAUCCCACAACCAAUUCGGUUGCAGUUGAUAUAAGAUUAAUUAAAGACAGGGAGCUUUAUGUAAGAAAAAGAAAUGUUGAACAACAAUUUUCUACCCCUUCUUCAAAUCCUACCGAUAGUAUUGAAAUUGCCUGUCCUUUAUGUACAUUUUUAAAUCAUCCUAGUAUGAUUAAUUGUGAAUUGUGUGAUGCCGAAUUAGGAACUAUCAAUAUGGAUGGAUUAAAUAUGGAAAGUGAUGUGGGAAGUAAUAUUGAAAAUGACCGACAUGAUUUUGUAAAACUUUCUUUUCGUCGAGGAAAUAGUACAUUUUAUGAUAAAUUAAAGGUGGUAAUGUCAACGAAAGAAUGGGAGAAAACUGACGAGUCACAAGCAGAACAAAGUCAAAAAGAACAAGAUGAAACAUUAAAUCAAGCAUUUAAAGAUUUGGAUGGAUUAAUGGCUAAUGUGACUGAAGUGGUUAGACUUGCCGAAAGUAUCAAAAAUAAAAUAAGUAAGGAUCCCGAAUUCCUUGCUGAUGAAACAUCAGAUUUUAGAACUUAUUUAGUUGAACUAGGGAUACAAAAUCCUGUUACAAAAGAUUCGGCUGGAUCUGUAUAUCAUAAAGAGCUCGCACGUCAACUUGCAGAAUUUCUUGAAAUUUUAUUAGUUAAAGAAAAUGGAAUGAUUGCUUUAACAGAUAUUUAUUGUAUUUUCAAUAGAGCACGAGGAGUUUGUAAUGAUGAACAAACUGCUCAACGUAUAAUAGAUUUCAUUAAAGAUCGUGAAUCAUUAACAGCAAUAGAAUUAGCAUCUUUGGCAAAAAUGAGUGUUGUCCUGGCAAUUGAACAAUUACAGUUAUCAAUUUCAAUGCGUACCAUAAACAAUAAUUUACAAGUUUUAUCUAAACUGGCGGCGGCAAAAAAACGAACAAAUGAAUUUACCAGUAAAGAAAUCAUGACGCAAAAUAAUAUAAGAUACAAAAACAAUAUAUCACCACCAAUCCCUUAUUCCUCCUCCUCUUCUUCUUUAGAACUUGACCGUUUAUUUGACACGACUUUUAAAGCUAUUUGUGAUUUGGAAAUGUUUGAAGUGAAAUUAAAUUUAAAGAGACUUGACUUAGAAAAAGCACUUUUAAAUUUAAUUAAAAAAUUAAUAGAUUUUGGUCAGAAUAAGAAAGCUAUUGAACUUUUAGUAAAGCUUCGUUCACGUUUAUCACAAUCAUUUGUUAAAAAUUUGAUGACUUUUUAUAUCGAUUUAUGCACUUUUCCAAUUAAUAUUAUUAAUAAUGAUGAUAACCGAGAUAUUCACGAAAUCGAUCAAAAUAAUCAAAACCACCGAAAUCAUCGAAAUAAUCAAAAUAUUAUUAAUUCAGAAACCAAGUUAUUAGUUCUUUCAAGUUUAGUUUGUGCCAUGCGAUGUUUAAUCGAAUUAGAUGAUAACCGAUUUACAAAGGAAAAUAAUGGAAAUCCCAUGAAUUGGGCGAUUUUGAUGAAAGAUAUUGAUCCAAUUCUGGUUAAUUCAUAUUUGGAAAUGAUAAUACGCGUUAUUUCUAAAGCUUUGGAUGCGUCAAUGAAUAUUUUAAGACUACGUGUAGUUUCUAUAAAAGCAUUCACAUUGACCACUCGUUACGAAUUAUCUUUAUUAUUGGAUUAUAUUUUUAAGAAAUUUGUAAUUUAUCAAGAAUUAUUAACAUUUCAUGAAGAAGCGUAUAAAAUUUUAGAACAACAUAUAUCUUUGGUAGUUCAGAAUCCCAAAUUUUUUAAGUGGCUUGAACAUUUUACGCGUGUUUCUCGAAUGGUUAAUAAAUAUACGAAAGUUAUUAUUAUUUAUGAGAAAAUUAUUGAUGCUAUGUCAAGGUUAUUAAACACAAAUAAAGAAAUAAUUUAUAAUUCACAAAUUAUAAUUUUGAAACUUAAUAUUGCUUCAUUAGUACUCGAAAAUUUACUCAUUGUUGAUCAUGGACUUCGUACAAUUUCAAAUUUAUAUUAUCGAAAAGGAGUUUAUUAUUAUAAUAAUAAUCAAAUCAAAGAAGCUAUUAAACCUAUUUCUGAAUCUUGUAAAAUUUUAAAUCAAUAUAUACAAGAAUUGCAAAGUGUUGAAGAUAAUUUUAACAAUAACAAUUGUUCAGUUGAAGAAAUUCAAUUACAUUUGAAAUUUCAAAAAUUUGGUUCAUUGAUUUCUUCUCAAACCAUUCUUUCAGUUUCACAAAAUGUUCCCACAAUUCCAAAAUUAAUUGAUCGUUAUAUUAAAUUAUUAUUAUUAUUAAUUGUCGAUAAUAAUAAGAAUAAUGAUAAACUUAUUUCUUCCUUACAUGAAAUAUUAUUAAAUUGUAAAUAUGAUAAUAUUAUUACUUUGGCGGGAUUAUUUGAAUAUGAAUUACGAGUAAUGAAAUCAAUAGAAGAUAAAUUUGAUGGUUUAGAAUCGGAAAUGAUAUUAUAUGACAAAUUAUUGGAGUGGUAUGAUUAUAAGAAUUUUCCAAUUCGUAGAGCAAGAUCAUUAAUAGAAUUGGCAAAAAUCGCUCGACGUGUAAAAAUAAUAGAAAUGUCAAAAAUCUCACGACACGUAAAUAUAAGAUCAAAUGCAAUUGAAUUAAUUGAAGAAGCAGCGAAUCUUUUAAAAACUGAUGAUUUAGCUCAAGAUUCAAAUCUUGCUCAUCUUCGUUAUUAUUAUUUAGCCACAGCUUAUUCUUGGAUGGGUAUUUUUGGUCUGGAAUCAGGAAAUCUUACAUUCGAUCCAUUUAAUUGUGCUUUAAAUUUAUGGAAAAGAAUCUUGAUAGAUAUUCCUAUGUGUUUCGAUACCGAAGUAAUUUCUGUUUCUUCAUCAAAACACGAUCGGCACAACCAACACCAUCAAUACGAUCAAUUGGAAAAUGUCAGGAAAAAUAUUGAUGACGUAGAACGAUUUUAUGGACAUUUGGAAAUGUUAGCAGAUUAUUUUGCACUCAUCAAUUUACCAAUUAAUCAUAUUUUGACAAUAAAAUUGAUGUUGAGACUUAAUAAUGGAAUUAGAAAAGAUGCAAAUAAUAUUCUUUCAGGUUAG